UUCGUGAAAAUAGCAAAAGGAAACAAGGAGUAGUAGUGGCAAAAGACAACACAGCUAGAACACACUAUCAGCCGAAGGCAUGGCAGUCGCAAUGUUUCGAACUAAUAUUUUGAAGAUCACGCAACCAAAUUUUACUGUUUUAAGCGUUUUAAGGUAUUACGCCAAAAAGAUCAGAGUUGAGAGGAAACCCAAGAAGGCUGUCGUGCCAUCCAAAGACUACAUUUCGUACGAUAGCUCAAGCAAUCAAAUCGAUGCCUUCAAAACAUCCCUGGCGAGUAGAGGGUUCCUCAGGAACGGAAAGCCGUAUACGCCUCCUCCUGAUGUCCAGAAAAGAUUGCUAGAGAUCUCCAAAUUGUGUUUCCCCGCAACUUGGGGUUUAAAUGACAAAUUUGAUGAUGUUGAUGCCAAGUUCAAAUUCUUGUCCCUAUGCUGGAAGGAGUUUGACCACGAAGUACCAAAUUCCAUGCUGGCUGCAUUGAACAAUCUGGGUGACAUCUACAGUUUUUAUCAUACUGAAGUGAAAAAAGUGUCACCUUUGGACGCUAUGAAAGAUAUGGAACUUCCACCAAAUUUGCAUGUCCAGUACGAGUAUCUUAGAUUCCACCCAGACACUGACACCAUGUUUGCCGGAGUUUCUGCCUUUCCUGGAAGCUCAACCGUAGUGACUAACAUCAAGUACAAGAAGAAAUACAAGGGAUACAUCGCACCAAAGGUACCAUCUGGAGGAUAAAUCUUGUGCAGGCGAUAAGCUCAAUUAUAACUUGUAUUUUAAGCGGAUAGUAAAGAGGAAAAUUGCAUAACAUGA
Messenger RNA from Cloeon dipterum, 805 nucleotides. It is a transcript of the gene mRpL50, whose product is annotated as mitochondrial ribosomal protein L50. The record is from RefSeq and is a predicted model, not a curated record. Lineage: Eukaryota; Metazoa; Arthropoda; Insecta; Ephemeroptera; Baetidae. The transcript has 4 exons. The coding region runs from base 80 to 730 and encodes 216 amino acids. Gene Ontology annotation, cellular component: mitochondrion; mitochondrial large ribosomal subunit.